AUGCCGAAGCUGGUCUGUCCCCAUGCGACAACGUGCACCACCUCUCUCCUCCGCCUGCCACCACCAACUCCCAAGGCCGUCGGCCGGCAGUCUUUCGCGUCCUCGCGGCGUCGCCCGCUCGCGCAACCACGCCAUGGCAUCCUGACCGAGCCCUGGCUACCAUCAGCCUCUUCGCCACCACCGAUCACACGCUUCUCACCAAGUCCAAGGCGCUGGGACCUCGAUGGACUAGACGGGCGGCCACCCAAAGACGACCACAAGCCGCCGGAUGAACGGGUGCUGAAACUCGGGAAAACUCUCCGUACCCUCUCGCCGCUCCUCCCAACUAUCCUGUACAACACGCUUCCCCCUGAGAUCCUCGCCCCAGCCAUCAACCUCCACCUCUUCCCAUCGACACACCAGCAUCUCCCCACCGUCAAGGGUCGAACUCUCUACCGCGCAGCGCUGUGGACUGUCCCGGUAGCUUGGAGCAGUGUACCACUUUUGGGAAAUGUCAAGCUCCAGAUUCUGAGCGAGCGGAUCGUGCGCGCGGGCACGGUACCGGACCCAGAGCCACGCGGCGGCCACCAACACGAUUGCGGCGAUGAGAGACUUGUCGUGCGAUGGCGGACUGAGCCGCGCACGGAGAGUAGGCCAUUCCAUGACAAGACGCCGUUCUCCUCGAAUCCGGAGCCGGAUACGAGAGCCAGAUCGCCGACUAGUGGUGAUUCCCCCCAAUCCUCCACCGGUGCCAAUAACCAUACCCACCACUUAUCUAAUUCAAAAACGGGCACCAACAAGGGCCUCAGCGUGCUCCUUGGCGGCGACCAGCCGAUCUUCAAAUUGGCCAAGGAAGAGCAGUUCACCGGCCUCUUCAUUUUCUCGUUCGAUAAAGACGGCCGCAUCCUCACGCAUACGAUCGAGCAUGCAGACGACGCCAACGGCUGGGACCGCACGGCGAAAUUUGUCACACUAACCGACUGGUUGAUUGGAAAGGCGCGCAACUCGCUUGAUCCUGCUCCAGACCCGAGUCCGGGACUGGCGAUGGAGUCUUAUCAGAACUAUAACUGCGGGUUG
Penicillium lagena is the source of this 1056-nucleotide messenger RNA. RefSeq lists its product as uncharacterized. Lineage: Eukaryota; Fungi; Ascomycota; Eurotiomycetes; Eurotiales; Aspergillaceae. The record is from RefSeq and is a predicted model, not a curated record. The transcript has 2 exons. The annotation marks the transcript as partial.